Molecule: messenger RNA, 1031 nt
Organism: Phalaenopsis equestris
Lineage: Eukaryota; Viridiplantae; Streptophyta; Magnoliopsida; Asparagales; Orchidaceae
Exons: 1
Coding region: 253-774 (173 amino acids)
Source: RefSeq, a predicted model, not a curated record
GCUUUCUAGUCCAGCGAAGAAGCAGCUGGUUUCGUUUCCAAAUGGCCCGUCCCGCCGGUCUACAAAGCGGUUACGUCGUCCCUCAUCCACCUUAACGCGUCCCACUCCAGACAUUGACGUUUCUUUAAACCCUUCCCUCACGCGUUUCCCUUCCUCCUGAAAACUCGGGUAGGGAGGAUAAUACAAUUAGGGCAAACCCUAGCGCCAUCUUCCUCCCUCCCUCUCCCAGCCCUCUCCAUCCCUUCGCUAUCAAUGGAUUCCUCGGCAAAUCGAACGGGUCACGACGAAGGAUUGCCGGAGGAGGCGGAUAUCAUGUUCGAUAAACGCGGCUGCUGCUGUUUCGUCUCCCCGUGGUCUCGCCGGCGCACAUCCGCUUCCACUUCGGCCGACUGGUGGGAGCGGAUUCAACCAUCCGAUCGUUCUUGUGCGUCCGGGUGCUUAACGGAGGCUUCGAUGAAGCUCCGGGAUUGGUCCGAGCUCAUCGCCGGACCGAGAUGGAAGACCUUCAUCCGGCGAUUUAAUAAGAACUCUCGCAAUCUCGGCGGCAGCACGAGACUCGGUGUGAGAUUCCAGUACGAUCCCCUUAGCUAUGCACUCAACUUCGAUGAAACCCCCGAUGCCGAUGCUGGAUUUCGUGACUUCUCCUCCCGCUAUGCCGCGCCGCCAUUGUCAGUGAAGUCGUCGAUGGAUCUCGGCGGACGGAAUGCGCCGCCACUGUUCGCUGCCGUACCGACCGUCCCCGCCGUCGCCGGCGAAGGCGCCGUUUUGCGCUGAUUUAUCGAGCGGUGAGUUGGCUAGCAAACUAUUAGGCUGUAAGGUGGUCUAAAGGCUCGGGAUGAUUGUUUGAUUAGACUUAUUAUACUGAAAAUUGCUGCCAUCGAUCAUGCUGUGGGCUAUCGUUUUAUUUAUGAUUGUUUGAUUUUGAUUAUUUAUUUGUAUUCAGAAGCAUAGCUGUUUUUUUUAUCUUUUGAUUGUGGUUGUGAGAUGUAGUAUUCAUUGGUGUGAAUAAUGGAAAGAAAUUCUUUUAGACA